AUGGGUGGUGAAGCUGAGAGACUGGUCAAGAAGCUGGCCAGUAAGAUGGAGUACCACACUGGCCAGAGAUACUCAGACGCCAUGGAAAAAAGCUUGAAUCAUGACAAAUGGAACAAACUUUUGCCCUAUGCGACAGAUGCGCCUGAACAUGUGUUUGCUGAUAUCAAGAAGAACAUAUCUUUCUCUGUUCAGCAAAAGGACUUGACUCGUGGUCUGAAGUUUUGGUCUGAUCAACUAUCCACGUUCAUCAAGAUCUAUGGGUAUCAAAUCUCCAAUGAAGACUUGGUUACGCUUAUCAAGUUGUACUACUCACUUAUUAUAAAGGAGGAUAUCAACAUUCCUGUUGUGGGUUGUGCUGGUAGAGCGUUUGCUCUUCUGUUAGGUCGUCAAAAGGUAAAGAAAAGGAUAACCAGAGAGGAGUUGGUGCUGGAUUGGAGGCCCUUGUACAACAUUUGCAAGGAAAUAUAUUUUGGGAAGGAUAGGGUCUACAAUCUGAAAGUUGGAUACUCGCAGCUCGAGGGUGUGAUUAGAAACGUGGUAUCCAGUUCUCGAGACUAUUUCUCGAACGAGUGUACGCGGGAGAUGUUGGAUGAGUGGGAGCCGCUGCUGUGUCCUCCUGACACAAUGUGUCACCGUGGUACCACCUACCUCUCAAUGUUCCUUCCUGUUACUGUUCAACCUGACCAGGGAUUCGGGCUGUGGCUAGAUUUAGUGUUGGGACUAGUAAAGACUACUGCAAUAGCAGGACGUGGUCAUAAAAAGCAAUCCACUUUCCAGUCGUUUCCUACGCUGCUGUGCAGAGUUGCCAAGUUCAACAUCGGUAAAAUCGAUUGGAAACCUCACAUCCCGUGGGUUUUCAACAUGGUUCUGCUUGAUUUUAACCUUCCAGUUGGUGAAAGUCACACCUUCGCUGGACUCUUCAAUGGCAGGAACAAGCUUUGUUCUACAAAGAUAGAAAUAAUCGUUUGGAUGAUGGGAGGAGACUGCACAGAAAUAAUCAUGGAGCAUCUCGAAAUUCUGACAAAAACUUAUGUCAGCUACAUACAUCCUUCUAACAGAGGGAAAUGGACGAUGAAGUUGGUUGGAUUUGUUAAUUGUAUCUGUGAAACUUUCUUGAAGAGAGUCGAAAUGGAAAGGUUGGAGCAAGGUUACUGGUUCCGUCAAGUCCCUGAGUCUCACCGUCUCUCACAAGAAACCAUCGAUAGAUUUGUCAAACUCAUGCUACCGAGUGUUAAACUGGUCAUGUUUAACGUCAACUCUGCUAACAACUUCCAACAUGACUACCACUGUCUGGUUCGGUUAGCACCCCAUAUCGUACUCCCUGACUAUCUGGCACACGCGUUUGACAGUAUCGAGAGUGUGGUUGAGCCACAGCGCGUCACAACAGCGCUCUGCUCGUUUGCUGUCUCCCUCCGCGCCCUCUGUCUCCAUGAGCCGUCCAAACAGGAGGUUAUUCCUCUGUUGAGCACACUCCUCCCAACCAUCAGCUCCAAUGAUCUGAACAAGAGUUGGAUCGCACUCCUUGCUUUCUCCUUUGCAUUCACCAUGAUACCUGUUGUGGAUUGUUCGCACCUCCUCCACCAGCCUGGGAAGAAAAAGAAGGAUCUAGAGCGGGUCUGGCGAUCUACCGCCCAGUUUAAAGACAUGGUAGCAGUUUUCGUCGACAAACUGAUGGGCCUGAUAGAGGUGAGCGCAAUGGAGGAUACUGGCAACCUCAAUUCUGUUAACCACAAAAACAGAAAUUCCAAGAAUCUAAAGGCUAGCUCUAUUCCCGACUACCUUGCGGAAGGUUCCAUCUACAUGAGCUUUGACUCCCUGGUGAGGAACUCCUCGGACGACAUCCGUGACAUGAUCCUGGACAAGGUGUUCCGAAAGGUUACUACCACAACACUAGAAGUCAAGAUCGCUGGUAAAACUAUGGGAGAUGCUCUCUCCAACCUCUCGAACAUAUACACUGAGAAAACUCUAAAAAAGUUCCUUCCUCACCUGCUCCGGGAAUGCAGCAUGUUGUUAGACGACGAGACGGACGCUGGGGAGACCAGCAGUGAGCUACUAUGGAACAUUACCAUGUUCCGCUCCAUCUUGAGGGGACGUGGUGACCACUUCCUCCCUUAUUUGGACGAUAUCCAGAGCCUCCUGGAACAGGCUCUCAAGUUUCACAACUCUCGUCAAUUGAUCACCAUUGUGGUUAAAGCUAUCAGCGAUUUGCUGCAUCUGCUUAUGAAGAUUAAGUCCUCGGAUUGCCAGUCAUGUCAAGUACCGUAUACUGACAAAACCUUCGACUUCACUUCGACAUGGGGUAUUGGCAUGGAAAUAGAGGAUAUCGACAUAAACUGGUAUGUCCCUGGAGAGAAAGAAUAUGCUGCAAUGCUCAAGAUAAUCGAACGAUUCGGUGUUUCGUCCAUGAACAAACUCAAACAGUUCGUCACGGAUAAGAAUAUGUGCAAAGAAGAAUUCCACGUGCAGUUGAAGGUGCUUCGUGCGAUCACAAAGACAGCUGGUCACAUCAUGCCGAUGCUUGGUCAGGACAGUCCCGUUAAGCUCCCGAAAUACACAGGUCACGAAGUCGAUGAGUCUGUCAGGGUUCCUAUCGUUAAUCUCGACCUGAAAACCGGCCUAAACUGCGAUGCGGAACUGCUGAAAACGUUCAGAGCGAAAGCUGCUGAAACGGUAAAAACAGUUUACGAUUACCAGUCUCAGAAUAUGGCGGACGACGUGAAAUCUGCCGAAAUGAUCUGCCUGCUCAUGGAGGACGUUCUCACUUAUAAAGGAUACGACAACAACAAGAUGAAGAAGGAGCACACAAAAUACAAGUCAGUCAAACAGCUGCUGGACGACCGACUGCUGGGGAAGAAGAAACAACUGCGAAUGGUCGUGAUCCACCGACUGCUCCUCCAGCAACAAUACCGCCAACACGCCCAACUGUUCACACCGUACACCGAAGAGCACCACAGGUACACCCAGUGUCUGGUGGACAUGUCGCUCAGCAACUACACUGCAGUCAGGAAGACAGCCCAGUACUGCCUCAAGAAGUGCCUGUCCGUCAUGUUAAACUCCCGCUGGUUCUUCAUCCCCCAGAUAACCCAGUAUCUGGAGCCCAACAAGGACAUCUCUCAUGAGCAGCUGAAGGGAGCUAUUUUCUGUCUGAGUUUACCACGGAUCACAGGUUAUUUCGCACCGCAGCCCAUGUUGCUAUGUGAUGUCAUGCCGGCUGUGUGCAAGGCUCAGCACUCUGAGAAGGACUCAAUCAUAAAUUCUAUCGAACAUUUGACGGAUUAUGUAAUUGAGGAGUAUAGGACUUGCUCGUUUAAUACUGAAGUGUCUGACGAAGCCAUCAGAUAUGCUGAACAAAUAUCAGGCCGAAUGCCAGAGAACCUCAUUCAAGCAGGACAUGAUAUCGCCAAACUUAAGGACGAUUUAAACAGAAAGUCAUUUAAUUCAUGCGUAGAAAGACUGCUGGAAAUCUUGAAAUCCGAGCAAACGACGUGGCGGUUCCUGGACCUCACGGUGGACAUCGUGAGAACUUUAAUCCAACGCGACAUGAUCUUCAGCGAAGACUUGGUGCGAACUUUCGUCCAGUUCCUCACACACGACAGCAUCGGACUGCGCAUGAUCUCCUUCAGAGUGGUGGGUUACAUCAUAUACCUCCAGAGACGAAACUACCAAGACACCCUCCUGGACCCGACUACCUUCCCUGAGGACGGUCCUGGAGCUCCGGUGGGAGAACGUCCUUCUAACUUGUGGAUGCAGUACAGAUCUGAGACCCUGCCUGUAACAGAGGAGGCGUAUAACUCGUGCGUGUUUAUUGAUAAGCCACACAUGGGCUACAAUAGGUGGGCCAAGCAGGUGAAAGUGUGUAUUGAGAUUGAUAACGGUAUUGAUGACACGGAGAGGUACAGCGCUCUUGAUAAGAUCAUUGUGUCCUGUUUUAAGGACCCGGCGUUUAUUGAGAGAUUUGUUGAACUGUACUCUCUUGAAGAUAACAAGGGCUCAGAGAAGGUCGAUAUAAUCAGACGGCAUUUCUAUCGGGAUUUGUUCAGAAACUACGGCUGGUCACUAUUCGAGUUGUUCAAACCGAAGGUGGAAGAGUUUAUGGAGGGCAAGAUAGAAUCCCAGCAUAGGUUUGCCGCUGAACUACUCUCCUCAGUGACUAGGGGCUCCAAGCAUUGGCCCUUUAAGGAUAUAGAGCGCAUGUGGGAGACCAUUCUACCCCUUAUCACGAAAGCGAUGCGACAGGUGUCUUCAGAGACGAUCAACAUGUGGGUGGUAUGCAUCAGCUCGAUAGUUGAGGACAGAGACCCCAGACGCUUCUCAAGGCUCAUCAGCAUGGCUACUGAAGAGUUCUUGUCGGGCAGAACCAUCUUCCACGACACAUCAAACCUGUUCCUGUUGGAGACAAUAGUGGCUCAGUUUGAGUGGAAGUACGCAGAGGGCCUCCACAAGUUGAUGGAGAAGAUCGCAGGGAAUCUUAACAACAACUACAAGAACGUUAGGGACAAAAUCGGACACAUGAUAGAUCGCUGCACUGCACACGACCACAUGAUGUUCAACUGCCGCCCCACUAUCAACCCCCGUAAAGCUGACUUCAUGGCUAAAGUCAUGCCCAUGCUCACCUCCCUGGACGAAGGACUCUUUGGGACGGAGUGGGUGGUCGUCAAUAAGAUAUCACUAAACGAUGAUAACGACGCUAUAAAGGUUGUUAAGACGAUAAUUAGCUGGUUGUUGUACAGCAGGUUCGUGGCUCAUGCUCACCUAGUCCCGGCUAUAUUCCCUUUCAUCAGCUACAUCAUCGCCCUAGAGCCUAGUGAGGUAGAUCCAGAUUUGAAGCACCUAUGUACCCAAGCUCUAUCCUUGCUUUCAAGGGAGAGUCUAGCUGAAGCGUCUCUAGAACCUGCUAUCAACGCUGUAAAGAAGGUUGUCAACAGCACCAGUGAGGAUAGAACUAUUGGUUGCACGUGGAAAGCUAAGUGUACUGCUCUAGUAUACCUGCAGGUGGUAUCGUUCAGUAAUCUCUACAUGAUACGAUCUAAUCCUUAUCUUUUUGGAGAGAUAAAGACUCUCCUGAUGGACUCCCUGCUCUCUCCCCAUGUCGAGGUACGGCAAGUUGCAGGUCAAACAAUCGGAGGGCUGAUGAAAACUGACCUGUUCCGUGACAGCGGUGAGAUAUUGGAGCAGCUCAAGACUAUGGCUAGAACCAAGCUACCUAAAGGAACCAAAUCCAGUCAAACAGAUAUUAAAGAGAUUUGGAUUCGACACGGCGGAAUAAAGACGCUGUGUGCGAUGGUUGAGUGUUUCCCUUACUCCAUACCACAGUGGCUUCCUGACAUUAUCGUAUUCCUCGCUAAGUUCACUCGUGGAAAUGUUAUGAUUAGUAACGAAGUUAAGAAGUGUAUGUCUAACUUCAAGCGAACUCAUCUCGACAGUUGGGAAGAACACAAGAACAAGUUCACUGAGGACCAACUUGUGGUGUUACAAGAUCUCCUGGUCUCUCCCAAUUACUACGCCUGAUUGGCUAAUUAUUUAAUUAAUUAGCUAAUUGGCAAAUUAGCGGACACUGAUUAUUUAAUUGAUCUUCAGGUUCGGGUUAUAGUAGUGCUUUUCAAAUUGACUGGUGAAUAACUUGAUCAUAUAUUUGAUUUGUUUGUUAAGUGGGAGUGUUUAUUUUUAAUAUGAAGCGUCAGCUGCUCCUUUAGGUAUUUCAAUUUGGUAUUUUUAUGUACCUUUCGUUUCCUCCUAGAGUCAGAGUUGACUUGAUAUUAUCAUAUAAAUUUAUCGCAUGUCCACUUGUCAAUAACAACCCUGUAACAUUCCCCAAACUUUUGUGACGGUGCUUUAUAAACCCUAUAUAGGAUUACCUGGUAACUCCUUUGAUAUUAUCUCUAUUAGUGGUGCAUACUUUCAGAACCUAGCCAAUUAAUGUUGCGUGUAAUUUUAAAGUUCUGCUAUAGGGCCUUCUAUUUCUAAUUAUAAAGUAGGUUAUAACCUUAGGGGUACAUUGUGAGAA
Messenger RNA from Bolinopsis microptera, 6004 nucleotides. RefSeq names its product proteasome activator complex subunit 4A-like. NCBI's taxonomy places the organism in Eukaryota, Metazoa, Ctenophora, Tentaculata, Lobata, Bolinopsidae. Gene Ontology annotation, molecular function: peptidase activator activity; proteasome binding. Gene Ontology annotation, cellular component: nucleus; cytosol. Gene Ontology annotation, biological process: proteasomal ubiquitin-independent protein catabolic process. The transcript is spliced from 23 exons. Bases 1 to 5508 code for a protein of 1835 amino acids. The record is from RefSeq and is a predicted model, not a curated record.